This is a messenger RNA of Lytechinus pictus (painted urchin), 7326 nucleotides long. Its product is annotated as 2-acylglycerol O-acyltransferase 2-A-like. The transcript is spliced from 6 exons. Gene Ontology annotation, cellular component: endoplasmic reticulum membrane. The coding region runs from base 235 to 1281 and encodes 348 amino acids. Gene Ontology annotation, molecular function: diacylglycerol O-acyltransferase activity. Gene Ontology annotation, biological process: triglyceride biosynthetic process. NCBI's taxonomy places the organism in Eukaryota, Metazoa, Echinodermata, Echinoidea, Temnopleuroida, Toxopneustidae. The record is from RefSeq and is a predicted model, not a curated record.
AAUGCUACCUAACAGCAUUAUUAGAUCAACAUCUCUAUCUCAUUUGGUUGAUGUGCAUGCUUCAGAAGUAAAAGGGAUGAAUAUCUAUUAUUUCGAUUAUUAAUUUGGUUUCGUCAGAAGCGAAGGGCCCUUUCUCCUGACUAUCUUGUGGAAAAAAAAUUAUUGAUUCUGAUUAGUACUUGAUUGUACAAGGAGAGUUUUUUUUUACCUGAGUGUGUUUACUGAAGUGGGAGUAUGGUGUUUGAACUCAUAAAUAGGGCUCUGAAGGUGAUGGGGUUGGAGCUUGCCCCCCUGAGGAUCCCCUUCCACCGGCGUCUGGAGACCUUUGCUGUUCUUCAGUGGUGGUUCUGCUUCAUGUUCCUUGGUAUCUUAUCAACCGUUAUAUCCCUCUACCUUCUCUUAUUCACAAGUUACUACUGGCUGGUACUCUUGCUUGCAGGAUGGAUCUUCUACGACCGCCACACACCUCGCCGCGGGGGUCGAAGUUCGGAUUGGAUACGCCGCUGGAGACUCUGGGUCCACAUGCGGAACUACUUCCCCAUCAACCUGAUCAAGACGGCAGAACUAGACCCAGAGAAGAACUACCUCAUGGGGUUCCACCCACACGGCAUCAUGAGCAUGGGGGCCUUCGUGAGCUUCGGAACGGAGGCCUGUGGUUUCUCUGAGAAGUUUCCGGCGAUGAGACCUCUCCUUCUGACGUUAGGUGGAUGGUUCAAUUUUCCGUUGGCAAGGGAUUAUAUCAUGAGUUCAGGAAUGUGUGACUGUAGUCGUGAAAGUCUUGACUACCUUCUGAGUGAUAUGGGCAAAGGUAAUGCAGUCGUGUUGGUUGUGGGCGGAGCUAUUGAAUCAUUAGAGGCCCACCCCCAUGCUCAUAGGCUCUACCUGAACAGGAGGCGGGGCUUUAUCGUCAAGGCGAUGGAACAUGGCGCUCAUUUAGUGCCAAUCUACUCCUUCGGUGAGACGGACAUCUACGAACAGAUGUCGAACCCGGAGGGUUCUUUCCUCCGAUGGCUGCAGGCCAAACUUACGAAAUGGAUUGGGUUUGCCCCUCCCCUUUACCAUGGAAGAGGAAUCUUCAACUACAGUGUGGGGUUCAUGCCCUUUAGGAAGCCCAUUAAUACAAUAGUUGGUGAACCGAUCCCGGUCGAGAAAAACCCUACCCCGACAUCGGAGGAGAUUCAAGCGCUGCACGAAAAGUACAAGGCCGCCCUCAUCAAGCUAUUCGAUGACAACAAGUCCAAAUAUGGCGUGGAAGCAGACCGGAGGCUGUCAAUUAUCUAAUACUUGUAAUCGAUAUCUCAUUUUAUAUUGGUUUUGAUCAAUACGAUGUGUUUUGGGAGACAUGUACCGUGGUGCCCAAAAGAUAGUGAACCCCACCUGAAAAUGAACAUUUUCAUGUUCUACCAUGUUUUAGAUAUCUAAAUGAAAAGUCAGGUUAUAAAAUAUUACAUUCAAUAAAGUUUGCUUCUCUUGGCUUGCCAAACAUUGUAGUGUUGUCUACAUUCAACACUCGGCUUCCUUCACUCGACCGAAUCCAUUGAUGGCUCUGCUCAUAAUCCGAGGGUCAACCUAUGGUCCAACCACCUCCAGUCUGUGAAGCACAAACUGUCCUAUGGACCUAGAAAAUCACUCCCCCAGGUUCAAGUGAGGAAUGGCCAACCUGGCUGUGUCUUAAAUGCCUACGGUCUGGGACAGGACGGUUCAAAGUCCUAAUGCAGAAAUGGGGCUGCAGCAGGGAUGGAGACACUGCCUGCGACUCUGGGGAGGAUCAAACGGUGCAAUACCUUUUGGUCUGCCCCCUCCUACCAGAGCCGUGCACUGCCAAAGAUCUGGAGUCUUUUGAACCCAAAAGCCAGGUGGGUGUUUCAUAAAGCUGUUCGUAAGAUACGAAUGACUUAACGCACGACUUGUGAUCCUAUCUUGUGCUAUGUGAUGUCUCUGUAUAAUUGACUUAUGACCUAAGAACAUGUUCCAGUCGUUCUGCGUAACUUUACAAACAGCUUUAUGAAACACCCACCAGGGGGGUGUUUCACAAAGAUUAAGUAUGACUUAGAGUCGCACUUAAAUGUCUAGUUGCAUGUGGUACAAAAGGCAUGACCGCAUUGGUCAGAUCAUGCGAAGAGGACACGCACUACUGCGUAUUGAUCAACAAGAUUGCGCGUUGCAUAUCAUGUACGCGUCGGCAUUUAAGUGCGACUUAAGUCAUACUUAUUUCUUUGUGAAACACUCCCCUGAUCUUGUAACCUCCACUGGACAGGACACGUGUAGUGACCCAAGAAGAAGGACACUCGGCAUGAAGGGUUGCUUCUUGUGGUGGGGUUCACUAACUUUUGAGCACAACUGUAUACGGUAUAUUGUCACAUGGUCUACACCCGCUGUGCGGAAUUGGGAUAAAAUGGAAAGUAGAGGAAGCGGAUAUAUACCAAAUGGCUGUUUACUUGAGCCCAAUCCAUCGUGUUGGUGCAAGAACGCCCUUAGCAAAACAUAUCCGUGCACCGCAUCGGUGCAGAAAUGCCCUUACACAAUCCACUUAUGCGUUCUUGCACUGACACAACAAAUUCCGAAGCCUGAUUCAUACUCUUAACACAAAGAUACAAUCAGUCGUACAAUAAAUCAUAACUGAAUUUCCAUUGGAAACCAUGUACAAAAAGUUAUGAUAAAUUGUACAUAUAAAGUGUAUCUCUUUGUGUUACACCCCCCCCCCCCCCCCCAUCCCCCCAAUGAUAAAGCUAAAUAAGCCAGUUCACGGUUAGCUCAUGAUCAACUUUUCUCAAAUGACCUUAGUGAUUUUUCAUUAGGAUAAGCACUAUCAUUUUCAAAUGAAGAUGUUGCGUAAGCUUUACCGGUAGAGUAUUCAAAUUAUAAGUACAAAAGCCAUUGUAUAGACCAGGUGACUAGAAUAGUACAUCAGGGAUAAAGUUUGGAAAUUUGUUUUAUUGUCUGCCUUUGGCACAUUUGACUAUUGUUUAGGCUACUGUCAAAUACCAGUGAUUAUGAAGGCUCUAUUUAUUACUCUUCAGCUUGGAUGUGAUAAAAUGAAUAUUUUGAAAGGAAUACAUGAAUAAUCAUCAAAUCACAAAUGCCUAUGUCAUUGAAUUUGAAAGCCACCUUCAUGGUUUAUCUCAAAUGACUUUUUUCUGCUCGUGCGCAGUUUACAACCGUGAACAGGCUUAUUUGGCAUCUUUACAGCUACCUUAAUAUUAAUAAACAAUGAGACUGGUGUUCAGUAAUUGUUCUAAACCCAUAUUUGGUGAAUGAACUUCAUUCAACACUGUUACUAACACCUUUUAACACCACUGUAACAUUAGAGGAAAAUAAAUUCAAGCAAGAUAAUUGAGAAAUCCUGCAUUCAAAUUCUCCUUUCAUAGUUUGAUUUUUGUUCAUCUAAGGUUUGAAUGCCUUUGAUAUCAUCAUGUGAAAAUUUUAUUUUGAAUUUUUUAUAUUAAAUUUGAUAUCAUGUGAAAAAAAAUUAGGAAUUCAUUAGAUCUGAACCAGUUUAGAUUUUAACAUUCAUUCUUAUAACAGGGUCUGGGCAAUUUGGCCAUACUAACACAGCUCUAAUGAUUCCAUCACUUGUGGGAUUGACCUAUUCUAUUACAUUCCAUACUAAAUCACAUACACACUUAAGCCGUCUUCAUUGCCAUGUGCCUUGUAAAUAAAAUGAAACAAAAUUCAUGGAAUUACAGAGAGAAAAAGUAUUGAAUGUAAAUUUUAAAGAAAUUUUAAUUCUGACUACUCUUUUAUGCAAUUCAUGUAUUUUUCAUGUGUAUAAUAUUCAAUAUUUAUCUAUUGUGAUGUUUUGAUGAUCUUAUCAAUUAAAUUUUAUUAAUAGAUUAAAAAAAUCUUGCAAAAUAUAUGUGUGUAUGUAUGUACCCUGCUUGCUGCCUUAAUAAAGCCUUUGUAAAUACAAAUAAACAGGGUGUAUACGUAAUUAAAUUUAUUUCAUACUGAUUGUCAUUUUCAUAAGAUAUUUUUUAAAUCAUCUAUUAUUGACAAUGCUGUAUAUAACCACUCAAUUUAGUAAGUAAUUUAGUAACUGUCAUGAGAAGCUCAAUUCCACUACAGAGUGGUUAAAUUUCCACCAAAAAGUUUUUCAUUUUGUAAGGCAUUGAAAUGAUGACGAGCAGGCACCAUUUUCAAUCUACGUGGUAUGAUUUUUUUUAAACACUAAAUAUUUGUUGCUAUACUAAUUAUUCAAAUUUCGUAUUUAUGCCUGGACUUGAAUAUGAUAUUGCAUCAUAUACCUUCUAUUGAUAUUCAUUAGUAUUCUGAAUACAUGUAAAUGAUUGGUCAAGUGAUGCUCAUGUGAGAAAAGAUAAAAUUUAUUUCCUGGGCAGAACUGUGCAGGCUCAAUGAAAUGUUGAACAUGCAUAGUUCUGCCCAGGAGAAUAAAGCAAAAACUAUUUGUAUCUCUCUCCAAGUCUCUGACAUACUGAAGAGUGAGUUGUCACUACCGGGCAAGCCACAUGAAGUAACAGCACAGUAUACAAAUCAGAUUCCUCCAAGCGCUGUGGCUGAACGAAUUUCGUCCUGAAUGGGGAUGCGGACCUACUGGGAAAAGAUUGCUGAGAUUUGUAUUUCAAAAUGAAAGAAGGAAUAUAUACAAUAUACCAGGGGGCAUUUCACAAAGACUUAAAUGUUCAGUUGCAUGCUGAAUGAAAGGCAUCACCUCAUUGGUCAAGUAAUGGAAAGAGGACGCACGUUACUGCGUAUUAAUCAAUAAGAUUGCGCCUUGCAAAUCAUGUGUGCGUCAGCACUAAUCAUGACUCUAAGUCAUACUUAACUCUUUGUGAAACACCACCAGGGGGUGUUUCACAAAGAUUUAAGUAUGACUUAGAGUCACACUUAAAUGUUUAGUUGUGAGCGGUAUAAAAGGCAUGGCCGCAUUGGUCAGAUCAUGCGAAGAGGACGCGCACUACUGCGUAUUGAUCAAUAAGAUUGCGUGUUGCAUACCAUGUAUGCGUCGGCAUUUAAGUGUGACUCUAAGUCAUACUUAAAUCUUUUUUAAACACCCCGAAGGAAAAAAUAGUAGUAUUACCAGUUCAACUGAGGAGAGAUAAUUCCCUCUAUACUUUCUCAAAGCCUUGCCUAUUUGUAUAAUGCCCUGAACAUAUUUUGUUUUGACUUUAAGAUUACAAUGUUUCUUGGAUAUUCUUUUAUAAUUUUUUGGUAUGCUGAGUAAUGAUGAUAUUGUUUUGGGGGGUUUCAUAUGAUUUUCUUUCAAAUGUACUUGCAAUUUGCAUUAGUGAUUAUCGUUAUUUAUGUAUAGAUAUUACUUUUAACUCUCUCACUGCUUUUGUUUUCCGUUGAAGGAGAAAACAGAAUUUUGUGGACAGAUGUACUAAAUAUUUAAUAUGUAGAGUUUAUGUUGCUGCACUGAGAAUGGAGUAUACUUCAUUAUUAGAUUAUUGUUACAAUUGAUAUGCAAUAUUGUAGAAAACCACUCCCUUGUAAUCUUGCCUUCAAUAAUUUCCAAAUGAAGAACAUUUAAAGACAACUAUCACUACUAGUAUUUCAACCUGGGUAGUAUUUCACAAGGCCGUUUGUAAACUUACGAACAACUUUACAAACAUUAAAUUUGAAAUUUUAUAAAACUUUGUAUAAUAUCAGGAAAAAGCGGAUGCCCGGGCCGUACAUGUAUAGCACUUUAUAUUCCAGAUGGUACAGCUUUUCAUAUUUUCUGAACAACUUUGUAAUAACGACCUUGGGUCUAAUUCAACAGUGCCUUUAAUCUUGCUCUAUUAUGAUUGUAGAGACAGUAAUUUUCCAUUUCAAAAAAUGGUCUUCUCCGUUUCUGAAAAUCUGUAAUUCCGUUUCAACUUGAUCUAAAAAUGGAAAUUCUGUUUUGUCACUGAAAAUGUACACAGCAAAAACCUGAAUUCCUUUUUGCAAAGGUAAAUUCCAUGAAUUUUUACUUAAAAAGUAUAAGAACCAAAUGGAAUUUCCGUUUUAUUAACCGGUAAAACGGAAAAUCACUGUCCCUAUGAUUGGUUCGUUCACUGAAAUGGAUACCAAGACAGUAUUUGAAUACUUUCUACCUGCAUUCCGUCUUGUUGCAUAAAACUGUACAAUUAAUGGUAAGUAUGCCAUCAAUAACAACUGCCAUGGUAACAGGGCUCAACAGGCAAUCCAAGUGUACGUUUUCAAGGUAGUUACAAUUGAUCAGAUUUACCAUAAAUAAUGAAGUCUUGUGCGACUAGCCCAAGUAGACUCAUUAAUGGUAAUUGAUGCUUUAACAGUAAAAUGAUGUAUUUACAAUCAAACUUGCCAAUGUUGAAGCUGCAGGAAUUGUUGAAAUAUCUUUGAUUUAGACAGAAUCUGUCCUUUUUUUAAUAGUAAGACAAAGAUGUUAAGAAGGAUUUUAUUUGUGAAUACAUGUACCUUUGACUUUGAAUUGGAAAAUCAAUUAUUCUACUUUAGAACGUGGGUGUUUCAUGAAUCUGUUCGUAAGUAAAGAGCACCUUUAAGAAUGACUGUUGAACUUUUCUUAUGCGCUAAAUAAUCGACAAUGAACAUUAAAUGGUGAAUAUCAUUUACCACAAGAAAGGAUCACCGGUCCUAAUGAAAUUAGCAUUUCAUUAUGAUUACUCAUCCGCUGUUGCAUUAGGGAGUAUAAACUGAUUUGCUACAGAUGAAUUUGAUUUGUCUAUGGAACUUUGCAACUGAUUGCAAAUAUUUUUCUUGGGACACCCCCUAAGUCUCCACGUAUUGAACCAUGUGAUAUGGCAGGUUGGGAAAUAAAUAUUUUUUGUAUGAUGGCUAUUCAUUUUUCUGCCCCUAUUCAUUCCUGAUUUGAACACGACAGUACAAUGGGGUUCCUUCUCAUUUUACCAGGGACUUUUCUUUUCAAAAUGAAGGGGGAAUGCCGUAGUGUGUAGUUCAUCUGUUGUUUGGUUGUAGUUUUUUUUAGUUUGCUUGUUUUUUUUGGUUUUUUUUUUGGGGGGGGGUUGUGGGUGCAUAAAAUUCUUAUCUUGAUCUGAGAUCAACAAGGCAUUAUAUACAUAUGCUACUGGACACAAUGGCUUAGUGGUAGGGUACCCACCUCAUGAAUGGGAGGUUGUGGGUUCAAUUACCUUUUAUUUUUUAGAGCAUACAAUAUUGCAAUCUAUAUUUUCUAUCGUGUAUCAUAGAGAAAUUUAUCAAAAUCUAUCGCAUUUGUACUAUAAUUUGACCUGAAAUACUAACACAGAUGUUUCUUUUGUGCAAAGAUAAAGAAAUAAAUGUGGUGUAUGUUGUGUUUUGUACUAGGGGUUUGUAUGUGAUUAACAAUGGAAAAGGUGAAUACAUAUAUGAGAAUAAAGUCUAUCUCGUUUUCUGAGAAAUGCA